Gasterosteus aculeatus aculeatus (three-spined stickleback) is the source of this 1364-nucleotide messenger RNA. RefSeq names its product NEDD8 ubiquitin like modifier (gene nedd8). Lineage: Eukaryota; Metazoa; Chordata; Actinopteri; Perciformes; Gasterosteidae. The record is from RefSeq and is a predicted model, not a curated record. Gene Ontology annotation, molecular function: protein binding.
CGGAAGCGCUGCGACACACAGGAAGGGAAUGCAACGUUAUAUCAAGUUUACUCACAGAGCUCUCGUAUGAUUAUUAUCAUUAUCGUACAAUACAGAUAUAGUCAUACUUUCCGCUCCGCUUGAUUUGAUAAAGACCAGGCAACAAAGAUGCUUAUUAAAGUAAAGACGCUCACAGGCAAAGAGAUCGAGAUCGACAUAGAGCCCACAGACAAGGUGGAGCGGAUUAAAGAAAGGGUGGAGGAGAAAGAAGGGAUCCCUCCACAGCAGCAGAGGUUGAUCUACAGUGGAAAACAGAUGAACGAUGAGAAGACUGCAGCCGACUAUAAGAUCCAGGGAGGCUCCGUUCUCCAUCUGGUACUCGCUCUGCGAGGAGGACGGCUGCUCCUCCCUCCGGGAACCCGGCGCUCAAAGACUGCGUUGUAGCCGGGUACACCGGGGGACACUCGGCAAUGUGUUGUGCUGUCAGUAUCCCAGGCAACACGGAGCCCUUUGUAGAAUGAGUCAGAGCAGGUGCUGCAACACGAUUCCCCCCCAAAUGUCACAUUGUCACGGCGAGACGUACACGUGGAGGCGCCCCUGGCAGGGAAGGCAAAGUUACUUUAAGAAUAACACAAAGGUCCGGCCAAAGAUUUAGAAACGAGAGCUAAUUUGACUGCCACAGAAAAAAAGGAGUACAGGUUGUUCUCUGACUCUUUCUGUGGCUCCGCCUGCAUUCGUUCCAAAAAAAACGGAGAGAAUCGUAACUUAAAGAAGAUUCAGGGGAAAGCCAUCCUUGGAUUCAUCUUUGCAUUCAGAGUGUGACACAAACUACCCCCCGUUUCUGCUUCAGCCGUGUUUUAUUCAGUUUUCUGCAGGUUGCCCCGAGUCACUAGGUAUUAUCAUCGGAGGCCACAGGGUUUGUCCGCAUAGUAAAGGGGGGGGAUUUUAUCUCGCCAAGCGCCCAUUUGUGAGAGAUGUGGAAAAACUAUGAAUGAAGGACAAGUCAGUUUGCUUUUAGUGGGAAGCAAACCUCCCAUCACUGAUUCCUAAUACGGAGAGUUUGCUUUACACCUGGUUGAUGAACACACUGUCAAUUCAGUUGGAUAAUGUUCAACAUAGUGAUACACGUAUGAAUUUGAUUUGUAAAGUGCAAUUUGUUGAUUUUUGCUGAUUGUACAUUUUAUUUUUACAAAAAGACAAGGACUGUAGUUUACAUGGAUGUUGUUAGGUCUGUUUGUGUGUUUAGAGAAGCCACAUUAGUUUUGGGAUUGCUGUGUCAGCACUGUGUACCUCCCCAGUGUGUACAGGAUGGUGUGAAAUACAUUUAUGUUGAUGACUUCCAUUCACCACUCGGUGUCAUAAAUUCAUUUUUCAAAACAGCUGAA